AUGGACUACGAUCUUAUCGUCGAACGGUCUGGAGAAUCUACUCUUCAAAACUGGAUAGCUACUGUCCGCGAUGAAGACGUGAUACGUUUGGUAGCAAAAUAUCGGCCUCGCCAGCCGGAAUGUACCAUUGAAAGUGUACUCGGAGGUAGCUUCAACGUGUGCUUCAAGGUAGCAUUCGUUGAUGGGCUCCGGUGGAUUGUGCGCGUCCCAAAACCUGGGCGUGUCAUGUUUAUGGAGAAGAAGGUCCGUGACGAAGUAGCGGUGAUGAAGUACAUCAAAUUAACCACCAGCAUCCCCGUUCCCGAUAUCAUAGCCUUCGGAACAGCAGAAGACAACGUGGGAGGCUUCGGUCCAUUCAUAAUUACCGAAUUCAUCGUGGGAGACAACCUUGGCGUCAAGCUUUUCGACAGCAACUCGGACCAGGAUUUUGAAGAGAGCAUUUAUCGUCAGAUCGCGGGCUUCCUUUUACAACUUUCAAAUUGUAGAUUCGAUGCGAUUGGAUCCUUGUCUAUGGACAGCCAUGGAGACGAACCCACAUGGUCUGCCAAGUCUCUGAUUCGAAGAAUGAUGUCAGAUCACUCGAAACCUUAUACAUCGACGUCUGAAUACUUCCUCAAAACCGCGGAGCAAAAAUUGGACCACCUACUCCAACAGCAAAACUCGAUCGAUGAUCGCGAAGACGCUAUCAAGAAGUUAAAGCGCCGCCGACUCUUUAAAUCGAUCACUCCGCAAUUUGUUUGCAACGAGUUGAGCCGUGGCCCUUUUACACUCGUGUGCGAUGACUUCCGUCCUGGUAAUAUGCUUGUUAGGGAUGGAAAUAUCGUCGCUGUGUUCGACUGGGAGUGGACUUACGCCGGACCAUUAAAGCUCUUGCUCUCACCACCACGGUGGCUCUGCAAGGACUGGCCAGCAGUUUGGGAUUCGGAUCAGCGGGCUGGAUACGAUGCAAAGUUUCAGAAAUUUGUCGGAAUUCUGCAGCAGGAGGAGAUGAAAAUUGCCAAAUCAAGUCCCCCGAUAAUGACAAAGUUGAUGAAAGAAUCCUGGAAUUGUAGCGGAAAGUUCGAGUACCAUCAGCUUCUUGGCGAAGUUUUCAUCUUCGAUGAAGACUGGUUAUGGGAACUACUUGAAGCGGACCAUGCCACCGAGGUACAGAACUCGUUAGAUGAUACGAGUAUCAUUGAGGGCAAACUGGAGGACUACAAGGGCUAUUUGGCUAUGAGUCGUCCUAUGCGAAUCUUUGACUAUAUAGGCUCGAAAACUUCGGCCAACUGUUCAUACUGCUGGGCCUGUCUUCACCAAGGGUGGAUGGACCAUGAUAUCCGCAACUGUGUCCAGGCGCCUCGUGACGAUUCUACCGUCUCUGUUCUGGAAGCAGCAGCUGCAUGCUGCUCUAAUUUUGCUUAUCCAGAGGGUUUAGACAUUCACAUCGCAUGUGGUGCUCCUUACUAUCUUGGCUGUACGGACCAACACUGCCUAUAUCAGUUGACCGCAUAUUCAGUAUAUGUCGCAGCAACUGGCAAGGCGAGCCAUCUCCAUCACGAAGCUCGGAAAACUUUCGCCAAACAUUACAAUGUCGACAUAGAGAACAUAACGCCAGAAGAACUAAUGAUGGCCAUGGCUAGGCCCCACCAAGUAGUUUCAAGAACUGUCUCUGCCCUAGUAUGGUUCAUUGAGCUCAUUCACGAUAAUGCUGAAGCAUCCUUCCAAUGGUAUUCGCAAUACGGUCUGUAA
Venustampulla echinocandica is the source of this 1731-nucleotide messenger RNA. RefSeq names its product Phosphotransferase family protein. Bases 1 to 1731 code for a protein of 576 amino acids. The transcript is spliced from 2 exons. The record is from RefSeq and is a predicted model, not a curated record. NCBI's taxonomy places the organism in Eukaryota, Fungi, Ascomycota, Leotiomycetes, Helotiales, Pleuroascaceae.